This is a messenger RNA of Caenorhabditis remanei, 762 nucleotides long. RefSeq lists its product as uncharacterized. NCBI's taxonomy places the organism in Eukaryota, Metazoa, Nematoda, Chromadorea, Rhabditida, Rhabditidae. The coding region runs from base 1 to 762 and encodes 253 amino acids. The record is from RefSeq and is a predicted model, not a curated record. Gene Ontology annotation, cellular component: membrane. Gene Ontology annotation, biological process: sensory perception of chemical stimulus. The transcript is spliced from 6 exons.
AUGACACUCUCAUUGAUCUCGAUUCUUUCCAAACAAGACGUGACUAAUUACAGAAGUCUCGCAGUUGCAUUUGAAAGAUUCUUUGCAACAUACUACGUGGAUACAUAUGAAACUAAAAAACGUAAAUGGAUAUCUGUACUGGUAUGCUCUGAACUCACAGUUGCAUGUGGUGUAUCUGCAAUUAUUAUGCUCUUUGAUUUGCUUCCAAUUUCAGUCAUGGCGUUUCUUGGAGUUUUUAUCAGCUGUGCGUCGUUUUUUUUCUAUCUCGUUUUAUUCAUUAUGAACAAGCGACGUCUUCAAACUAUUCAGCAGGAAAGAGUUGAUGACAUGUAUACAUUGAGUGUCCGUUUUCAGCUAUCUGAAAACUUGAGAGUGAUGACUCUGCUUCGAAACGUUGUCAUCUUCUCUGGAGUCAACAACUUUAUAAUGGCUAUAAUUCUUACUUUAUACAUGUCAAAAUCGUUCAAAACAGCGUAUCCAGUAACCUGUCUCUAUCUACAUUUUGCAUUCAACUUCUGCGUGAUAAUUUACUCAUUUCUGAUGCUCAUAAUAAUGGUAUUCAGUGUGAAACAAUAUCGAGUUUAUUUCUUCUCUCUUCGCUUCGUUCGUGUCACUUUGUAUCCUCUAGUCGGCAGAUGCUUUCAAAAUGAGUUCUCAAUGCCUCAUGUACAGGAAUUGUCAAUUAGAGAUGAAACUGAUAGCUAUUUUACCAAUUUGUCUACUCAAUGGGAUGAAAAAUUCGAGAGAUUCAAUAGAUCAUAA